This is a messenger RNA of Caenorhabditis sp. 36 PRJEB53466, 1478 nucleotides long. The record is from the annotation of a GenBank genome assembly. Lineage: Eukaryota; Metazoa; Nematoda; Chromadorea; Rhabditida; Rhabditidae.
AUGCCAACCAGAAGAACAAGUAAACGUCGAAACGGUUAGUGUCUCUCCGAUCCGAAAACUUCUGAUUUUCUUAAUUCCAGAAUCCUGCUGCUCGCCUUCUUCAUGUGAUAAUUUCUUCCAAACCGUACGAAUUCAGCACCAAAAUAAUUUUUCGCUUUCGCUGAAUGGGUUAACUCCGUUUUAAAUAAAUUAUUUCAUUGUUGCCCACUGUUGAUCUUCCUCAAAUAAUUUGGUGUUAGAAACGCCUCAAAUACUUGCAUCAGCAAAAUAACUGAACAAUCAAAACAAACUUACGUCUUCAGAAUCGAUCCUUUAAUCGAUUGUCUAUGUCAUGAGCGCACAGCCACGUGGAACUGGUAACUGCUUUCGUAGUGUGUGAUUUCAAGUGAUACUGAUUCCAGGAAUCCAGCCAGGUCCCUCGUACGCCACAGCCACAUCUCCCACGUCACAACGCAGUUACCGAUACGAACCGGCCAGAAGUGGAUACACGUCUCCGGGACAGUACUCCACCUAUUCUACCAGGUAAGUCGAUUUCUUGAGAUACAUAGUAUCAGCUUCUCAAAUCUCAGUACAACUGCUGAUCGCGUCGGCUGUCUUACCGCAGUAAGAAUGUCGGCUUUAGCCAAAGUGUCGCGCUUUGGGCGCCGUCUCGUUCACAUUCGGCAAAUGGACUUCGAGUUUGCUCUCUGGCAAAUGCUUUAUCUGCUCAUUCAGCCGUCAAAAGUUUACAAAAAUUUUAUAUACAGAAAACGUGAGUUUCUUUGCCCGGUGAACAUAGGAAACAGAGUGUUACAGGUACCAAAGACCAGUUUGCAAGAGAUGACCCGGCAUUCCUCGUGCUGCUCUCGUAAGUCCCCCUUUCCCGUAGCCAUGUCACUAGUUUUUUUUCCAGACUUUCUCUGCUAUUCUCAUCAAUGUUCUAUGCUUACGCUCUCGGCCUGUCCACCACGGGCUUUUUCACUUUCUUCCUCUGGUCUGUAUUGGUCGAUUGCAUCGCCGUUGGAGUCGUGAUCGCAACAAUUCUCUGGUGGGCGUCGAACAGGUUCCUCCGGAAGGUUCGCGAUCAAGACGUCGAGUGGGGAUACUGCUUCGAUGUACAUCUCAAUGCAUUCUUCCCGAUGCUCAUUCUACUACAUGUCAUCAUUCCGAUCCUCUAUCCGAGUGAGAUUUCACCUUUCCCUCUGUCUCUUAUAAAUAAUCUUCCAGCUCUCAUCGAUUCUCUGUCGUUUCUGUCUAUAAUGCUCGGCAAUACCAUCUGGUUCCUGGCCGCUUGCUACUACGUCUACAUCACGUUCCUCGGCUACACGGCCCUUCCGAUUCUUCACAAGACGCAAUACUUCCUCUAUCCGAUUUCGUUCAUUUUUAUGUUCUUUGUCGCCACUCUAACCGCUGGCUGGAACAUUUCCAGAACAGCUCUGUACUUCUACCAUUCCCGUGCCGAACCGCACCGAUUUGCCACCCAACACACCGGCCUUUAA